UCAAUCUCGUGAAGUUAAAUAUAAGGAUCUAGAUAGAGAAAGUGCAGCAUUCCAGCAAAACAUUAUCGGGUUUAUCGGGUAACACUGCCCCCUAGUGUCCAGCGACGACCUGGACAUGUAUGGAGAGAUUUUACAGCCAGAUACGCAGAGAUUUUGAUAGCCAGAGCAUGGACUUUUCAUGAUGAUGAAGGAUCAGGAUUCAUUAUAGAUCAGUUAGGGAACAGAAGAUGAACAUGUUGAUGCGGGGAAACAUUUUUAUUUUGCUGUUACAGAAAAUAGAUACAUUGGACCAACUGGUCACAACUUAGCACAGGUUUUACACCAGUGGCCAGGGUUUUGGGCACCGGCUGGGAAUCGAACCUGGGCUUUCUGCAGUGUAGGCAAGAAACCCACCCUUAAGCCACCAGUGCCCGAAUUGUGCAAUACAGCAGGAUGUGCACUAAUUUUACCUCAGCAUUUUACACACUAUAUAUUUACAUAUUUGUUUGUAGUUACAUAUAAAGUUGUGGAACAUAUCUCCAUGAAACCUAUUUUCAUUUAUCUUCUAUCCCUUAUAAACAGCUUGCACCUCACCAGCCUUUUAUUUAAAAGAGAAAUGCUACAGAAAAAAACAUGAUUUAAGCAUUAACACUGGACACUCCUUCAUUAAUGUCCCCUUACAGUCAGUUUCACCAUAACUAACAAGCAUUAGAGCACCGUUUAUUAUCACAUGAUGUUUAUUAUGAUAAUAUAACAGAACAAGCUCAUUAAAAUGACUCUGACCUGUUAGUUCCUCAGGAGCUCUGCACAUUUCCAUGUGACAUUAUUUACAUUUGCUGUCUAGUGUCACCCAAAUAAGGAUAAGGUUCCCUUCAGAGCCUGCCGGUUCCUCUCAAGGUUUCUUCCUCAUGUCAUGUCAGGGAGCUUUUCCUCACCACCUUCGCCUCAGGCUUCUCAUUAGGUAUAAAUAUUAGAGAUAAAUAACUGAACUGAAGUAAGAGAAAUAAACAGCACUGUGUCUCUAUAAAGAGAGAUUUCUUCUUUUUAUGAGCUUCAGGAGAUGAUAGAAAUUUCAGUUGGAUGUGUGAUUAUGUAUCCAGGUUGUGUUGAGAUUUUAACAUUUAGCAUUUAACAGAUUAAUCCUGGAACAUUUUGAAGAUUUUGAAGCAUUUAUACUUAUACAUUAUACUGUAUAUUUCCAAGGAAAGGUGUAGUUACAGUGAGCUGGGACAGGCAAAAGAAAAUAUUUCUGGAAGUAUUUUAAUAUACAAAGCAGUGGGACACAAAUGGCAACACAACUAUACACAGAUCAGGCAUAACAUUAUGACCACCUGCCUAAUAUUGUGUUGAUCGCCCUUUUGCGGCUAAAACAGUCCUGACCCGUUGAGGCAUGGACUCCACUAGAUCCCUGAAACUGUGCUGUGGGAUCUGGCGCCAAGAUGUUAGCAGCUGAUGCUUUAAGUCCUGUAAUUUCCAAGGUGGGACUGGACUGGACUGGAUUUGUUUGUCCAGCACAUCCCACAGAUGCUGGAUUGGAUUGAGAUCUGGGGAAUUUGAAGGUGGAGUCAACACCUCAAACUGGUUGUUGUGCUCAUCAAACCAUUCCUGAACCAUUUCUGAAAGAGGCCACAGCCAUCAGGGAACACCGUUUCUAUGAAAAGGUGUAGAUGGUCUGCAACAGGUAGGAGAUACGUGUCAAAGCAACAUCCACAUGGAAGGCAGGACCCGAGGUUUCCCAGCAGAACAUUGACCAAAGCACGACACCGUCUCCGCUGGAUUAUACAGAUGUUUCUAAUAUGGUUUCCCGUGCGUAAAUAUCACACGUGACGUUUAUGUGACUUUUGUUUAAGAGAGUUUCUAUUCUAUAUUAUCUCUCUCAUGUGUCUACAUAUAAAUAGUCUAAUUCAGAAAAAAAUGCCACUCAUGAUUGAGGAAGAAUUUCUCAGAGUGAUGCGAAUAAAACAAUCAGAUUUCUCAUGAAGAAAAAACGUAAACAAUUUAACAUUAACGUUAAGCUCUGUAAGCUUUACAUGGCUAAGAAAACCCCCGUUAUAUCUCUCCUAAGCCUAAUUAAUCAACUUGUUACACACUAAUGAUCAUCUCUCAUUAUCACCAAGCGCUUGUUAUCAGGUAGGACUCAGGUGCAGAUGUUAUUUAUUUUCCAAACACUUCUCUUUAACACUCUCGGUGUGAUCAUGCAGCCAUGACGCACUUUCCUAGAUUAGAGGGUUUAUUAAGCGUUUAUUGAGUGUGAAUUUUAGGAACUCUGAGUGUGAAGUAUGACGGAAAGAACCCGCAGCAAAGUGGAGGUUGAUGUCUUGGGUGAUGAAGAAUUACAGACAGAUGUGGGUCGGUCAAAGAGCCUGGGUUUCUGUGGGCUUCUCCUGAGCGUUUUGUCUUUUCUGCUCAUCCUCAUGACCUUCCCGGUUUCUGUAUGGUGCUGCUUAAAGAUCGUCAAGGAGUAUGAGAGAGCGGUUAUUUUCCGCUUAGGGAGACUCCUCGGUGGAGCGAAAGGACCCGGUAUAUUCUGGAUCCUUCCAUGUGUGGACACUUUUCGUAAGGUUGAUCUGAGGACGGUGUCUUUCAACAUUCCUCCUCAGGAGGUGUUGACCAAAGACUCGGUCACCAUCAUGGUAGACGGCGUGGUUUAUUACAGAGUCUUUAAUCCUACAAUAUCUAUUACCAAAGUAGAAGAUGCUAAUCUGGCCACUCAGAUGCUGGCGCAAACCACUCUGAGGAACAUGCUGGGGACGAAGAGCCUGGCGGAUAUUUUGCGAGACCGUGAGGAGAUGGCGGAACAGAUGGAGGAAGUGCUCUAUUCUGCAUCUAAGAACUGGGGGAUUAAGCUGGAGCGGGUGGAACUGAAGGACGUGAAACUUCCCCAGACGUUACAGAGAGCCAUGGCUGCUGAGGCGGAGGCCACCAGAGAAGCUCGCGCCAAGGUGAUUGCUGCUGAGGGAGAGAUGAAAGCUUCGUGCGCGUUGAAGGAAGCCGCAGACGUCAUGUCCGAGUCUCCGGCUGCUCUCCAGCUGCGCUACCUGCAGACCCUGGGAGAGAUCGCCACAGAGAAGAACUCCACUGUGGUCUUCCCCAUUCCUAUGGACCUCAUUACCAGCUUCAUGAAGAAGUGACCACACACACGCCUGGAUUAUUAUUAUUAUUUACACUAAAGCAUACUGUAUAUAGGAUUUUAGGAAACGUGUGUAGUUUUGAAUGAAAGUCUGAACAGAUCUUUGAAUGUUUGAGAGAAUAGAAAGUUUUUUAUAGUCAGGGAUUUGUACAGGGAUGAAAGUCCACUUCAUUAACUCAAUUGCAAAUUUAUGUGAUUUAAUAAACAUUGACCAUCAUGUUAUGGACAACUUUAUUACUUUGAAUUCUCAAAAUCUUGUUUUCUGUGUAAUGAACAUAAAUAUACAUACAGUAUGUCAUCCUUUUUCUGAGCACUAUAUCAACUUAAUGAAGAAAAAUCACCAUGAAUUGAAACUCCAGU
This is a messenger RNA of Hemibagrus wyckioides, 3469 nucleotides long. RefSeq lists its product as uncharacterized. The transcript has 8 exons. The record is from RefSeq and is a predicted model, not a curated record. Gene Ontology annotation, cellular component: plasma membrane. Bases 2259 to 3110 code for a protein of 283 amino acids. Lineage: Eukaryota; Metazoa; Chordata; Actinopteri; Siluriformes; Bagridae.